AUGCAAGCCUCUAGCUCAGAAACGGAAGACCUUCAACCCCCACAUAGAUACACUCCAUGGGUGACUAUCGAUGGUGUGCCCCUCAAGGGUGAUUUCAAAUCGGCUCUAUGCGCGUCUUUAGUGAAAAGGGGUAAGGGUUGUCCUUCAACCCCUGAGACAACUCCGACCCGGAAGUGCUACAGGAA
Messenger RNA from Perkinsus marinus ATCC 50983, 185 nucleotides. RefSeq lists its product as hypothetical. The transcript is spliced from 2 exons. NCBI's taxonomy places the organism in Eukaryota, Perkinsozoa, Perkinsida, Perkinsidae. The annotation marks the transcript as partial. The record is from RefSeq and is a predicted model, not a curated record.